Molecule: messenger RNA, 1133 nt
Organism: Mangifera indica (mango)
Lineage: Eukaryota; Viridiplantae; Streptophyta; Magnoliopsida; Sapindales; Anacardiaceae
Product: receptor-like protein EIX2
Exons: 2
Coding region: 108-1019 (303 amino acids)
Molecular function (GO): protein binding
Source: RefSeq, a predicted model, not a curated record
CAAGAAACUUCAUGGAGCUUCCCUAGCAAUUGUUUGGAUUUGAAUGGUUUCCCAAGUCAAGUUAGCAAAAAGCAGUAUAAAUAUCAAACCAUUGACAGCGUUCUGGUAUGCACAUUUCCUUAAAACAAAUGAAGCAAACCAUGAGAAUAGUUGUUGCCUUUGUUUUCAUUGCUGUAGCGACCAUCAACAUUAGCUUCUGCAAAGGAAGCUCUUCUGUUGGUUGCCACCAAAGCGAGAGACUAGCACUUUCAAGGUUCAAGCAAGAUCUCACGGAUCCUGUGAAUCGGCUUGUCUCUUGGACUUCUGAUCAUGAAGAUUGCUGUACAUGGUCUGGUGUUGUCUGUGACAACUUGACGGGCCAUGUGCUUAAGCUCAACCUUAGAACUCCCCCAAAGAAAGAGUAUUCCACUCCAGCUGAAGUUGAAGCUCGUGAUCGGUCAAAAUUGUCCGGUAAGAUAAAUCCGUCUUUGGUUGAUUUGAAGAAUUUGCGUUCAUUGGACUUAAGCGACAACAAUUUUGAAGGAGUAGAGAUUCCCAGAUUUCUUGGAUCAAUGCAGAAUUUAAGAAUUCCAGAGAACAUUGGUGCUAUGAGUUCUCUAGAGUCCAUUGAUUUUUCUAGAAAUCAACUUUCCGGUGAAAUCCCACAAAGCAUUUCAAAGCUGACAUUUUUAAGUGUCUUGAACUUAUCCAACAACAAACUUUCUGGAAGAAUUCCUUCAAGCACUCAACUACAAACCUUUAGUGCAUCUUCUUUUACUGGCAAUGAACUUUGUGGUCCUCCUCUUUCUAAUAAUUGCACAGUGAGCGUUCCAACAUCCGUCGAUCAGAACAGAGGAGAAAAAGAAGGUAAUGAAGAUGGAGUAGACUGGUUUUAUGUCAGUAUGGCUCUUGGAUUUGUGGUGGGAUUCUGGAGUUUUGUAGGACCUCUAUUCUUCAACAGGAGAUGGAGGCGCAUGUAUUUCCAAUUCCUGAAUCGCCUCCAGGACAAACUGGGCAGUGUUGUAAGAAAAUGUUAUUAGACUUUUUGUGUUUCUCAUUUGAUCUUUGAAUGUUUGGAGCUAAUGUAUUUCGUAUUUUCUACAGAAUGAUGUUAUUAGUGGUUAUGAUAUUUGAGAUCAAUAAAUCAUGUUAGU